CGAACCGAGUAGAAACAGAGCAGAGUACGGAACUCCUGCGCCUGGCGUCGCUUGAACUCUAUAUAGCGAUCGUAACUUUCCCCCUUACCUCCGAUGACUUCUUUGCCACAAGUGCGCAAAGUAUUACGAUUCGCAACAGAUCUGGUUCUGCGUGGGUAUGGCGAUGAGACUUACAUGGACGAAGUUGGAGAACUUUCGCCGACGUUAAAGUGGAGUUUGUCGCCUCUCUUAAAGGCAUUGUGGAUUACUGAAACACAGCAGAACUAACUGCGGAGUGACCUUUGGCGUCUGUUUAUUGGGGAACAUUCACCGUGGUAGAGUUGUGCCGAGGCCCGAAACCGUGAAGUCUUUAGCCGCCGAGAUGGGGAGCAAAGCCCUGCCCGCUCCGAUCCCUCUCCACCCGUCUCUCCAGCUCACCAACUAUUCCUUCCUGCAGGCGGUCAACGCCUUCCCGGCCGCCGUCGACCAGCUCCAGGGACUGUACGGCCUUAGCGCGGUGCAGACCAUGCACAUGAACCACUGGACACUAGGCUAUCCGCACAUGCAGGGACUGAGGUCGACUAUCACUGAGAUGGCUGCCGCUCAGGGCUUAAUGGAUCCCCGGUUUACCUUCACGGGGCUACCGUUCGCCGCACACCUCUUCCACCCCAAACAAGGCAUUACUCACUUUAUCCCCGGGCUGCACAAGGACCGACCACCGCGCUUUGACUUUGCCAACCUGGCCAUAGCUGCCACCCAAGAGGACCCGCCGAAGGCGGGGGAUCUGUCAAAGUUGACAGCGGGACUCGGGAGCGCGAUCUCUGAGUUCAACAAACUGUCACCUGAUAGGAAACCCACACGUGGAAGGCUUCCGUCAAAGACGAAAAAGGAAUUUAUUUGCAAGUUCUGUGGCAGGCAUUUCACCAAGUCAUACAAUCUUCUGAUCCACGAGAGGACUCACACAGACGAGCGGCCUUAUACCUGUGAUAUCUGCCACAAGGCCUUCCGAAGACAAGACCACCUGAGAGACCACAGAUACAUCCACUCCAAGGAAAAGCCUUUCAAAUGUCAAGAAUGUGGGAAAGGAUUUUGUCAGUCUCGAACUUUAGCCGUUCAUAAAACAUUACAUAUGCAGGAAUCUCCUCACAAAUGCCCCACAUGCGGAAGAACCUUUAAUCAAAGAAGUAACCUGAAAACUCACCUUCUCACCCAUACAGACAUCAAGCCCUACAGCUGUGACCGCUGCGGAAAGGUGUUUCGGCGCAACUGUGACUUGCGACGGCACAGUUUGACGCACACUCCGCAUCAGGACUACUAGGCGAUCUGAGAAGGCUGAUGAACAGCCAAACAAACAGACAAAACAAAACGGACGUUAUUAACAGAGGAGACGACAAAAACAUCGACGAAACGUUUUUACUUUUUCCAUUGAAAGAAUAUAACAAACUGAACUGUGGACAAGCAAUAUUACAAUGGAGUGAUGAACAGUACUGCGUGUCCAGUGAAAGUCAACGAGCCCAGACAGAGACAGACCGCUCUUCCUGCCUCUUCUACCUGUAAAUAUCAAGACUUUUGGAGCCUAUGUAAAUCAUGUCUUUUUUUUGUUUUUUUUUGUUUGUCCUUGAAUUAAAAAGUUGUUUAAAAAAAAAACAACCCUAAUGUUUAAAGUAUGUUAAAUUGUAUUUUAGAAAUAAAGCAAGUUAAAUAUUCCCAUUGGUAAAAAAAAAAAAAAAAAAAGUAUUUGUUUUAUUCCAUUGUUCUUUGCUGCGUAAAAAGGGAAAGGAAUUGGUCAUGACGUGGCGGAAUGAAAAGAGAGUAGAGAACUCCUUCCUACAUCACCACCUUAUCGUCUUUGACACACAAAAACAUACUUCAUUGUGUACGCAGGCUGACAACUUGUUAUUUUAACACGCUUUCUGAUUGGAAAUAAAGGAGGGAUGAUGUCGCUUAUAGGAGAAUAAAAAAACAUGAGCUGGUG
Molecule: messenger RNA, 1954 nt
Organism: Salvelinus namaycush (lake trout)
Lineage: Eukaryota; Metazoa; Chordata; Actinopteri; Salmoniformes; Salmonidae
Gene: osr2
Product: odd-skipped related transciption factor 2
Exons: 4
Coding region: 362-1297 (311 amino acids)
Biological process (GO): regulation of transcription by RNA polymerase II; urogenital system development; embryo development
Cellular component (GO): nucleus
Molecular function (GO): DNA-binding transcription factor activity, RNA polymerase II-specific; RNA polymerase II transcription regulatory region sequence-specific DNA binding
Source: RefSeq, a predicted model, not a curated record